Messenger RNA from Haliotis rubra (blacklip abalone), 2070 nucleotides. Its product is annotated as suppressor of SWI4 1 homolog. Gene Ontology annotation, cellular component: preribosome, large subunit precursor. Gene Ontology annotation, biological process: ribosomal large subunit assembly; rRNA processing. Gene Ontology annotation, molecular function: rRNA binding. Bases 103 to 1641 code for a protein of 512 amino acids. The record is from RefSeq and is a predicted model, not a curated record. The transcript has 10 exons. NCBI's taxonomy places the organism in Eukaryota, Metazoa, Mollusca, Gastropoda, Lepetellida, Haliotidae.
UUUCCGAGGCAUUACUUCCGGUCCGGACCACUAUGUCUGCCAUGUGGUCGUUGUUUUGAUUGUUGACAUUCACAUUAGGCACAAGCCAAGUCAUUUCUCAUCAUGGGAAGAAAGAGAAAGCACGGCAAUUCUCGGAAGACACAAGCCAUUCAUGAAGAGACACAAGAUGCAGUUUAUAAAACUGCUCCUCACUCCUUCGUGUUUCACAGAGGGAAGGUGGGUGUGACAGUGAGGAUGUUGAUACAAAACCUGAGGCAAGUGAUGGAGCCCUAUACAGCCAGUAAACUUCAGGUUCGUAAAAACAACGUUUUGAAAGACUUUGUGAGUGUGGCUGGUUUGUUGAACAUUUCUCACUUUUUAAUUCUCUCCAAAACGGACAAACAUAUUCAACUGAGAAUAGGGCGUGUCCCCAGGGGCCCUACAUUGACGUUUCAAGUGAGAGAGUUCUGUUUGAGCAAGGAUGUGUUAUCUGCUCAGAAGAAGCCAGAUUUAAGUGGGAAAGUGUUCAACCACCAUCCAUUGUUGGUGAUGAAUGGAUUUACAGGCGACGAGAAAAGCACUCAACUCAUAACAACAAUGUUCCAGAAUCUGUUCCCUUCCAUCAAUGUUAAUAAGGUAAAUUUGAAUAACAUCAAGAGGUGUGUGUUGGUGAGCUACAACCCAGAAACAAAACUCAUCGAUUUCCGGCAUUAUACAAUCAGCCUGACCCCUGUUGGGUUGACUAAAGGUGUCAAGAAACUAACCAAAACACAACUUCCCGAUCUCGGCAAGUACAAUGAUAUCAGUGAAUUCAUUGAAAGGGGAGGUAACUUGUCUGAGAGUGAAGGUGAACAGGAUGGUCCACACAAUGAAGUAACACUUCCACAACAGCUACAUGGCCGUGGGAACCUCAAGGCUGGACAGAGUGCAAUCAGACUGAAGGAGAUUGGUCCACGCAUGACACUGGAGCUGGUGAAGAUCGAGGAGGGUCUGUGCGAGGGAGCAGUCAUCCAUCACAGCUUCAUCCACAAGACCCCUGAAGACCUCCUGGCUGAUAAGAAGAAGAAGGAGCUCAAAUUAAAGUUAAAGCAGUCUCGUCAAACGAAGCAGAUGCAGAACGUGAAGAAGAAGGAGAAGCUGAAGGCAGAACAAGUAAAACAAAGUGUGGAAGGGAUGAAGAGGAAACAGGCAGCAGAGCAGAUGAAGGAAAAUGAUGAUGAGAGCGAUGAUGAUAUUGCCCACUACAGGAAAGAGGUUGGAGCCAACCCUGACAAAGAUCUGUUCCCCAGCCAGGGCAAGAAGAGGAAGAGGUUGGACAGUUCCGAUGUUCCCACAAAGAAACUGAAGAAGAGUCCUGGUAAAAAGGACAGCAAGCUGAAACCUAAGAAAGUAGCUCCACCUGGCUUCAGCAAGAAGCAACAAGUGGCACAACAGAAGAAGAGGAAGGAGAUGCGGAAGAAGAUGGGUACGAAGAAAGAGAGUCAGCCGGGACGGAAGAAGAACAUGAUGCCGAGGAAGACGGGACCGGGUGGGAAGACAGGAUCAGGCGGGAAGACAAACAAGGGGGCAGGAGGGAAGAAAAUGGGGACGCUCAAAGAAAAUGGGAAUGUCGAAGAAAACAGGAUCGAAAGGAAGCAAGGUGAAAGCUGGCUUCAAACCUAAGAGGAAAAGUGGAAGAUAGCCGAUUGUCAUUUGUGGGCAGGGGGGAUUGUUAGCUUGUUUUCAUGUGAAGAUGCACAUAGAGAUAUUUGAACAUUCAAUAAGUUUUUAAAAAGGUUUCAAAUGAAAGAAUUGUUAAAAUUGUUAUUUGAGGAGUUACUUAAAAUAAGUUAGACAGCAUUACUUGAUCAUUUUUUCUUGCAAAUUAAUAUACUAAGAUAAACUUUAUUAAGAAUUUUGAGAAACUGAAAUAAAACUGAAGGAUACACUGACAGUUAAGCAUCAGUAUUGACUAUAAUGUAAUGAGGACAUAUUGGGAUCUUGAUAACUGUCAUGUAGUAAUCCCAAAUGGUUACAAUUGUUUUCAUUGUCGCUUUGCCUCAUUGAUUGUUUUGAUGGAAUACAUGGGAACGGAUAAAUUUUAUAUUUGAA